Molecule: messenger RNA, 1366 nt
Organism: Harpegnathos saltator (Jerdon's jumping ant)
Lineage: Eukaryota; Metazoa; Arthropoda; Insecta; Hymenoptera; Formicidae
Exons: 4
Coding region: 315-1049 (244 amino acids)
Biological process (GO): regulation of transcription by RNA polymerase II
Cellular component (GO): nucleus; transcription regulator complex
Source: RefSeq, a predicted model, not a curated record
CAGUCAAUGAUCUCGGCAGAAGGAUUAGAGACGUUGCGAAUAACUUCGACGAUCUCGCUAUUCGUGCUGGCUUGAAUGAUGGUGUGUAGGACCUUGCCGCUUCUCACGCAGAUUUUAUUAGCACCACAACUCUCAUCGAAUAUGAAGGGAUUCUGCAGUACACCUAACGGAGUCUUGCUGUAGAUGUCUCGUGUCAUGGGGUAUCAUUUGACACGCAGCCGGCCCUGGGUCAGGCAACCGCAUGCGGGCAGAAGCAACCGACGACGACCAAAGAGCAAUUACCGCAUCCGGUCUACGCAGUUCGCCGCUCACUCAUGCGGUGCUCCGGACAGUGUAACUUCGCGCCAUCGCACACCAUGUGCGAAAGCGAGAUACUCAUCAAUCUCGUACGAAAUUGCCCCAUACUUUAUGAUACGAAGAACAAAGAUUAUAAGGACAAUGCAAAAAAGGCGGAAACUUGGACAAACAUCGCUAUUAAAUUGCACUUAGAUAAUGGAGCUAUUGCAAAAAGUAAAUGGAGGCACCUGCGAGACAGUUAUGCCAAAUAUUUGCGAACACAAUCAAAUACUGCGGGACAAUGUAGCAAAAAAUACAAACAUUGGGCUUGGGCUAGUCAAAUGGAAUUUUUGAAACCGCAUGUAACUACCAGGCAGACUGAUUACAUUCACACAGACGAUUAUUCGGACAGCGACGCAGAGACAAAAAUAAAAUCCGAGCCUACGUUAGAAGAAUACGUUCAAUAUUACGAAGAGCCACCUAACGAAAAACCAUUGAUGCUAUCUUUGAGAAAACGGAUAUCACAACAGAAUUUAUGUUCCAAUAUACCCGACGAAACUUUCGAAUAUUUACAAACUGGCAAGCUGCAGAAAUUCAUGGACGCUGUAGAUCUACUCUUUCUAAGUCAUGCACAAACAUUGAAGACCUUUUCCCCGCAAAGACAAGCCACGGUGAAGCUUCAAAUUGCACAAAUCAUAAAUAACGCAGAACUAGAACAACUAGAGGAACUUAGUCCGUUACAAUUCUCAUCGUCUUCAUCUCCUCCCUCUUGAAAAUGUUAUAAAACCGGUAAUAUGUAUAUUUUUCUUAUACAUUUCAUUAUUAUUUAUACAAAUUUCAUUUAAAUAUUUAAAAAUGUACUUUGAUAGAAAAAGAAAGAGAAACAAAUCUUCGCUAAGAUAAGCUUGCAUUCGCUGGCAUUGAUUAAUAUUACAACAAUGUGAUAACUUAAAAUAUAAGCUAACGUUAAAUUUUUAUAAAAACUUAUAUAUUAAUGUGUAUAUCGAAAUUCUUCGUUUGUUUGUAAUACAUAAACAAAUGUAUUUUUAUAUUUAUGAUAGAAUAUAUACUUUGAUAGUAAAAAGUUCAA